Molecule: messenger RNA, 7482 nt
Organism: Heterocephalus glaber (naked mole-rat)
Lineage: Eukaryota; Metazoa; Chordata; Mammalia; Rodentia; Bathyergidae
Gene: Tmem114
Product: transmembrane protein 114
Cellular component (GO): apical plasma membrane
Source: RefSeq, a predicted model, not a curated record
CAGAAGGGUCCUGGGCGCCGAGUCGGGGACAGCACUGCGUGCGGUUGGGAGCGCAGGUGAGGGCGUGAGCGGCAGGGCCGGGGGUGCGAAGGCCGGGGUUCCCGUCGGAGCUCCCUGGCGAGGCCGGGUGGAGCAGGCCUAGGUAGUGGCCCCAGGCUUGGGGUCCGCGCGCAGCGAUGCGGGUGCGUCUGGGCUCGCUGGCCGGCGCGGCGGCGCUGACCGGGGCGCUGAGCUUUGUGCUCUUGGCCGCCGCCAUCGGCACGGACUUCUGGUACAUCAUCGACACCGAGCGGCUGGAGAGGAGCGGGCGGGCGGCGCAGGACCGGCUGGGGGCCGCCAACCGCAGCCAGCCCGAGCCUCUGAGCUCCCACUCCGGCCUCUGGAGGACUUGCCGGGUGCGGAGCCCGUGCACCCCGCUGAUGAACCCCUUCUGGCAAGAGAACGUGACGGUGAGCGACUCAAGCCGACAACUUCUCACCAUGCACGGGACGUUUGUGAUCCUGCUUCCGCUCAGCCUGAUCCUGAUGGUUUUUGGGAGCAUGACGGGGUUCCUGAGCUUCCUCCUCCGUGCCUACCUCCUCCUUCUGCUCACGGGGACGCUCUUCCUGUUUGGAGCCGUGGUGACCCUGGCCGGCAUCAGCGUCUACAUCGCCUACUCGGCCGCCGCCUUCCGCGAGGCGCUGUGCCUGCUGGAGGAGAGGGCCCUCCUGGACCAGGUGGACAUCCGCUUCGGCUGGUCCCUGGCCCUGGGCUGGAUCAGCUUCGCCUCGGAGCUGCUCACCGGGGCGGCCUUCCUGGCGGCGGCGCGCGUGCUCAGCCUGCGCCGUGGGCAGGACCAGGCCAUUUGAGCCCGGCUGCCUCCUGCUUCAUCGGGCCCGAGUGCAGGUGGGCGGGCUCGGAGGACUCUGGGGCCCCGGAGCCUUGAGGUUGGGGGCUCCCUGGGGGUUCCCCUGGGCCAGCAAGUCUGGGACCACUGAUGUCAGUGAUGACAGCCACCAGUGUCCUGACGCCAUGGUCCUCACCGUGAGGUCACUACCGCCUUCACAUGACGUCACCACCACAGUCGACACCUACUGCGCAUCUGCUCUGCCCCUGACUAUUCUACGAGCAGAGCAGGUCAGACGGUCAUUCAACAAAUACUUGAUGGCGGCCACAGGAUCAGGGACUCUGGCACCCAACCCUCCUUGGUCGCUGGGCUGUCACAGGACGGGGGAGAGGGGCAUGUGGGAUAGACAGCCGGUGAUGGAGACUAGGGAGCUAAUCCGAACAGGGUACAGACAGAGAAACUGAGGCACAGACAGGUUAGGCCUAGGCACCAGCUUGAAGGCACAAAGAAAGAAGGCUGCAACCUGGAGCACAAUUUAGGCCUGGCUGACUCCAAGGCUGUUGUGUCUCUCCCAUCUCCGCCUGCACCACUCAGCCACCAUUGUCUGCAGCUUUUUUUGUUUAAUGGGAUCGACACAGCAUGGGCGCCAGGCUGGUGAGUUUCCGCCGAGCGAGGCCGACCAUGCUAAGAAAGGGCGGUCUUUGCUGCCACCUGCUGGUCACAGGGCGGAACUUCGUCAGCGGCCGGACUUGAUUGCCAAUCAGCCCAGGACGUUGGGUUGCGGCCCUAAAGGGCCGCGUUUCUCAAGCCGGGCGAUUUUCUCUCCGACCAGGAGUCCUGGCUAUGUGAGAGACAGGUCAGCUGGCUUCUGGUGGGCGGAGAUUGGAGGCCCCACAGCAGCAGUGGUCUCGGCCACUCACUGAGGGAGCCUUUACCCGAGGCUGCUGCGUGUCAGACCCGGGCGCCCUGAGGGGAGGGCGGAGAGACCCGUGCCCCGGCCCGCUUCCAUGGAAACAGACGAUAAACACGCAGACCAGUGAAAUGCAGGAAGGAGUCCGUAGUGGACAGUGUGAGGAAGAAAAUAAAACGGUGGGGAGACAAGAGCGGUUGGGAGGGACGCUGCAGGGGAGGACGAGACCGGAGGCCCUGGGGUGUGAUUGAAGGAGACAGGGGAGUUGAGGGAGAGCAGGAGGAGGGAGGGGCGGGAGGGUUGUGCCAAGACCCAAGGGCGGAAGUGCGAGGUCCCUUUCUGCGGCUCCAUUUCGGGGAGAUUCACGCUGAGAGCCAGAGGGGCCUGCAGAGGUUGCCGGCAGCUGGGUCUGCGGUGCACUCACCCAUGGAGGCACACCCACACCCACAUCCACCCGUCUUCUUAUCCACCCACCUGUCCACCCACUCACCCAUCCACCUGUCCAGCCGCUCAUCCGUGCACCCAUCCAUCCACUCACCUACCUCUCCACCUACCCACCCACUCGCCCACCCACUCACCCACCCGACCACCCAUACUUUCAUCUAUCCACCUAUCCUCUCACUUGGUUCCUCACUUAUUUUUAUACUGACGUGUGCAUCCAUUCAUUUGUUUUUUUGUCCAUCCACUCACUUAUAUAUCCAUCCAUUCUUCAUACUCUUACUCAUUCGAUGGUUCCUGCCAUCAUCUGUUCACUCACUCAUUCAUAAUUCAUCAGUCCACUCAUCCACUCACUCGUGCUCAUUCACUUUCUCACUCUGGGUUCUUUCAUUCAUGUAUUUGUUCAUUCAUUCACUCAUUCAUUGACUCACUCAUUCACAUGCAUCAACAGAAGGUUAUUUGGGUCUGAUGUGGCAGACACUGUUUGAAGCACUGAGGGAUUUAGCAGUGAACAAAAAUGACAGAGAACCUGCCCUGAGAAGCCAACACCCUGGUGUGUGUGUGUGUGUGUGUGUGUAUGUGUGUGACACACAGACAAUGAACAUCGCCACUGUGUCUUGGUUAGAAGUUCUGUGACGCAGACAUGCAGGGGCGGGGGACUGGGGUGAACAAUGCAAUGGAUGUGGCAUCCUGUCCAGUCCUCUGCUGAGCAGAUCCGAAGAGACCAGUGACUCGAGCUCCUGAUUUCACUCCGACUUGCUCACUCAGUGUUCACCAGGCCUCUGAGGGAGGCCAGGGGAGGGGUCUCCCUGGGGCCAAUGGGCAGGGGCAGAGGGAGGACCUGGCCUUGUCCGGAUGCUGACUCUGGUGCCUGUCCUGGAGGGGAAGCCGGGGCAGACACAGGAUCCUGGCACAGCCCAGGGUGCCCUGAAGCCUGCAGAGCUGGCCCGCUGCCUGCCUGGCUGGCCAGGAGCUCGAGGGGCACAAAGGGCUGGCCUUGACAUGCUGCAGGCCAGAGACGUGGGCUGGGACCCAGUCCCGGGCCCCAGCGCCCCUCCCCAGCCCCCUCCUGAGAGCAAACAGACUGGGUUUAAUUUACAGCGGGACGGGGAGUGCUCUGCGGCCUUGGCUUCUCCUCUCAGUGAAUUUCCACUUGGCAUCUUUGCAGCCAGGACACCCAACAGCUGGACUCUGGUGUCAGGCCUCAGCGAGCACUGGAGCAGACUCCUAAUCCCUGCCUUCCUCCCACAACAGCCUGCACCUUUUCAAAUAUUUACCAGUGAGGUUCCCUCCGGAGCAGAUGGAGGAAGGGGUAGGCUGGCGGGGAGAGAGGAGAGAUGGGACACGCAUGGGGCAGGAGACACAGGGAUCCCAGAAGGACAGUCGGCGCCGCCUGACGCCAGGAACACAUUCUGAGAAACGCCUUUGUGGGGAUGUCACAGAGCGCAUGCACCCAGCAUCGGAGGGGGCAGCCGGCCACACACUUGGGGUUCACCCCCUUGGCAGAGCCUGCUGCCCCUGGGGCCAUCAGAGAGUAAAUUGAGCCCAAGAGAAAAGGAUGCAGUCAGAAGAUGAAGGCAACACGAACUGUACCGGGCUGUGGCUGGCGUGACCCAGCAUCCGGUUCAUAGAACACUUUUUCCUGAUAAGGACAAGGAGCGCCCUCUAAAUAAAACAUUGAGAAAAAGUCUAUCUGAACAGCUCAGCUCCCCCGGGGCCCGGGAGGCAACCGCGUUGGGGGAACAGCAGGGGGGUCCACACCACUGCACACCUAGGGCCAGGCCCAGCCCGUGCCCAGCGCCAGCUUGGCACCCCACCCGUCUGAGACCUGGAGAAGUAGCCCAGGGGCCACCAUGGAGACGGCCAAGCAGGUCCGGGUGGGUGGAACGAAGGGGAAGGUGCUUGUCCAUCUGUCUGCUGGUCACCACUGCCCCAGCCUCAUUGAGUCUCCAUGAGCAACCAGGGCAGGAGGUUUCCAGUUUCUGGACUCCAGCUGGAUGGGGUGGCUUUGGGGCAGUCUUUGUCUCCCUUGGGCCUCAGUCUUCUUUUCUGUACAACUGGCCCGUUGUUCUCUGCCCCGUCCACCUCCCCAAGCUCUUCUGUCACAUUCAACAGCACGAGUGUCUCCUGAGAGCUCUUCCUGAACCAAGUCCUCAGCUAGCUGCCAGGGAUGCAAUGGUGACAAGCCAGCAGGGCAUCACAGGUCCCAGCAGAGAAGCCGUUGUGGGUAUGCUGUUGGGUCUAGGAAGUGCUCCUGGGGGAAGGCAUCACCUUGCCAUGCUGUACUCUGGCAGUCAGGGUUCUCCCAUUGCAGAUUCUCCUCAUGUGCUGGGGCCCUGGCUGGGAGGCAAAAAUGAAAGGAGAGUUUUGGUACGAGGCGCUUGCUGGGGCUGGCAAUAGAGGAUAUGUGCUCCAUGGAAGGAGGGAGGGUGCUGGCUAGGGGUCGGGCAGCGAGCACUUGAUAACUCUUCUGCUUCCCUCCAGACCCACCAGGAAAGCUCCUUCCCAUCUGGCCUCAGUUUCUCACCUAUCCGACAACACAUGCACAUGUCACAGGAGGGCGGGUCUGGUGCCUGGGAGUGACAGGACUGUGCCCUACGGCGACCUCUGGGUGGUUGCUAUCACCUGCCUGCUGCCACCUCCAGGGGGUGCUUGCUGUGCCCUCUGGGCUGGGCUGGGCCACCUAGCCCAUGUGCCUUUCCUAUGCAGAACACCUUAGUAUUUCCAGAGCAUGCCCUGUGCCCUCUCUCAGUCUUCCUGUAGUCCCAUCCCCAUCCCCUGGGGGCUCAGUGAGGACCAGGUAGCCCUGAGCUCCCAGGCUACAAGAGGCACAGCUGAGACUUCAACCUGGUCUUCUGACUGCAGGGUUGAGCCACCCACUCCCGUCUCCCCACUGACAGCCUCUCGGUGCCCACUUGACACCCGAAGGGUCUCUGGAGACUGGUGUGGCCCUUGGCUACCCUGUGUGGGCUGCCUGGUCUCAUUCAGGGCAUCCUCUUGAGCACGGCAUGGGCUCUGUUACCAUACUGACAUUCGUUCCACAGUCAUUUCUAUUUCCUCAAUUAGAAAUGCUUAAUUAACAGAAUGCUCAAAGCCCCAGAAGAGGAACAAAUCCACAGUCAGAGAGCAGCUUCCCCACUCCCCUCCAAGAGCCCCCUUUCUUGGUGGGGUUCAUGCCCUCCUGCAUCUGGGGGCUGCUGGGUCCUUGCUUGGAAGUAGCAGCUUUAUGGAGCUCCAGUGAUGAGCCGACCACUCACCUGGAAUUCUUGGAGCAGCUCCUGGCUUUUCCUGCACUCCCGGGGCUUUGCUCCUGAUUCUGCAUCCUGCAAGAGAGGUAUCGGAGCUGGGAGGGAGGACAAGCACAUCUGACCUGCUACCUUUUGCCCCCGGGCCCUGCAGAUGGGUGGCCUGCUCAGGAACCGUGGUUUAGUGGCCCACAUGAAUAAGGAUCCCUUGUGGGUUCAAGCCCCUCUCCCAAAAGAUACACUGAAAUUGUAACUCUGGUACCCAUGACUGUGAUUUUACUCAGCAAAUGGGUCUCUGCAGGUGUGUGAUGACAGAGCAUUAAGAUGGUGCUUCCAGGCCUCCACCUCCUAGCUGCACCAGCAGAGGCUCUGGCCGAGCACUGCCUGCCUGUGGGUCUUCGAGCAAAAGAAAUGCUAUCGUUGGAUAAGACACUCAGCUUCGGGUGGUUUGUUAGGCAGCACCUGAUAAAAGGCACAGUUAGGCUGUGGAGUAGGAUGUUUGCAGCAGGCGCCCCUCUUCUUUUGGCUUUCACCACUGCUCAGCAGGUGCCCAGGAUUGCCCACCCGACGGCCUUCUCUGGCUGUGGGAGCCUGCAUGGCUGACACUGGAGCACGUGUGACGUGUGCAGUCAGUGCUAACCCUGGUGCAGUCACAGUGCCCAGCCCUCUUGUCUUCAGAGGGCCAACCCUGAGGAGAAACCCUAUGUGGUUUCCAAAGACUCCCUCAUGGAGCUGGGCCUCAAUUUCCCGCUCCAGUGCCCUGUGCUCCCACUUCUGUGCUCCCGAAAUCUGGAGCUUCCCAGACCACACCCCAGACACCCGCUCAACCCAGAGCAGGGCUCAAGGAGCUUCACCUAGUGACCUCAGAACCCCAGGCCUCUCUGGAGUGGAUGUAGCUUCCUUGGGUGUCCUCUAUGGUCUCCAGGCUGGCAUCCAGAAAUUGACUCAGUUUCCCACAGCCACUGGGGCACACCCAAAUGACGCACCUAGUAUAAAGGGCAAUGGGGACAAAAUGCACCAAGGACUUGGCUGGCCUGGGGACCGGACGUGUGGGUAGAACGGCACCUGAGGUACUAGAAGGGUUCUUGGAGGAGGAAAAAGAAGAAAAUAGGGGAAGCAUAGCUCUUUAUUAAGCUUUAUAUGCAGAGCACUGUUGUAUUUGCUCGUCCUCUGGGCUGGUGUCUUAUCAGACAUGCUGCACAUCUGUGAGGUCAAGGAGAAAGUCAUUUUUAUCUGAAGUAGAGAAAAAGUCUUGCUGGUUACAGGGUGAUGCAAGUCCUCGAGCAUCUAUCUCCUGCUCCUUGGAGCUCCGUAGACAUCUCCCUUCUCCUGUACAUGUUCCCUGGCCAUUGACGCCCACAGGUACUGUCUGCUGUCAGAUUCUGCAGAAGUCGAGCUGCAAAGUAUCAUGAAAUGAUGCCAAUUAAACUGCAGGCCCUCAUACUUGGCUUGAAAAGCAGGGUGGCUGAGUUGAUGCCCCAGGGCCAGCUGGGUGCUUCUGAGAUGGGAGGAAGGGGAGGGCGGUGGUCAGCACUCCGGGCUCUAACUGGCAUUUCCAUCCUGAUCUCUCAGACAGGCAGAGGGUGAGCCACAAAGGCAGCGGUGGGAAGCUGAAGAAAAACCUGGCAGGAAACAAGAACCUUACCAGAUUAGCAAGUGACCAGAACCAAGACAUCAAAGGACCUGGAUAAAAGGGAGGAGAUCACUCGGGGGGGAGUUUAAAUACAGGCAGCUUAAGUGGCCACAGAGAGCUAGAUUGAGCGAUGAAAGAUGACCUCAGAGUCACAGCUCAGAGGCCCAGGGAGCAGCUGGCACGGGGAACCGGAGCUGUGGGAAGGGACAAGGGCUUUGCCUUCAGAGGAGGCGAGUCCUCAGGAGCAGGAGGGACCCCAGCUCACACCCCCUGCUUUUGUUUUUCGUCUUCAUUUUGAAAUAAUUACAGGUCCACAGGAUGUGGCCACAAAUAGCCCAUGAAGUCCUGCAGAGUCCUCACCUGUCUUUCUCCAGUGGUGACAUCCUGUACAAGGCAGUCUUUCAUUAAAGCAAAGAACUGGGCUCCACAA